AUGCUGAUCUUUGACCAGUAUGCCGGAUACACGGCGCUCGGCAUUGCGCUGGUUGUUUUGGUCUUCUUGUCCUGUUAUCGCCUGGCAUUGCCUAAACCGAUCCCCGGCAUUCCCUAUGAGAAGGCUGCGGCAAACAGCAUUUUUGGCAACAUGAUGCAGGUGCUGGCCUUUCAGAAAACUCACGGUCGAACUAUGCUCUGGUUUGCGAAAUAUUCAGAGGAGAAUGCCUGGCCUCUUUCGCAAGUCUGGCUGCGUCCCUUCAGCAAACCCAUGUUGAUCUUGACUGACUUUGCGGAAACCGAAAACAUCUUACUGCGGAAGAGCAGACACUACGGCCGCGGGCAGUCAUUUACAGACACCCUCGACAAGGUGGUUCCGGAGUUUCACGUCACCCUUGAGAAGGAAGACCCAAGGUACAACGCAAACAAGGGGUUGUUGCGAGACACCAUGACACCAAGUUUCCUACAAUCGGUAUCUGCGCCUCAAAUCUACCAGGCGUCCAAUAACUUGGUCGACUUAUGGAAGUUCAAGCUCACGACAGCCCGCGGACGUCCUUUCGAUGCUUUAGAAGAUAUCUUCAACGCCGCUUCGGAUAUGAUCACGGCUGCUGCUUUCGCGCUAAACGAUGAUAUGAGCACCACAUUCCAACAGCUGAACUACCUCAAAUCGCUGAACGGGGACUUUUCGCUGGAAUCAAACCCAGAGCACGGUGGUGUUGCUUUUCCACACUUGCCACCGCUCCCGCACAUCGCUGCACUCGACAGGUUAUCCAAACACAUUGGCGAAUUAGGGCAGAGCAUAUUUCCCCGACUUACCCACUGGAGCAUGAUGCUGACCGAAAAGGAACUGCGUUCAUCGUAUGGGACCGCAAAACGAUUUGAAGCGUCGGAGAUAGAAAAGUCCAUCGCACGCCUAGAAAGUGACGAGCCCCCGGCAUCCGUCCUAGAUCAUAUGGUGUACCGUGAAAAGCAAGCGGCAAACAAUGAAAACAGAAGACCUGACUUUCAUAGAAGAGGAAUUUACGAUGAGUUGACUGGUUAUUACCAAGCAGGACACGAAACCACCGCAACAACCGUCACCUGGGCAGUAAAGUAUCUGGCACAGAAUGCAAAUUCUCAAGAGAAGUUGCGCGAAGCACUGCACCAACGCCAUGCAGCCGCCUUCCAAGCAGGUCGACAGCCAACAGUCGAAGAGAUCGUACACGCAAACAUUCCCUACCUCAACGCAGUUAUUGAAGAAACUCUACGAAUGCGGCCGCCUUUCCCUGCGCUGAUACGCUGUGCUCUCGUCGAUACCGAAGUAAUGGGCUGCAUGAUCCCAAAAGGGACCAGCAUCAUGAUGCCGUCGAUUGGACCCGGAUUGCAUACGCCGGCAUUACCUCGCCCGGAUUACUUAGGUACUAGCUCUGCCGAAAAGAGACGCGAUGACUGGUCAUCGAAAGAUGUCCACAUGUUCAAACCUGAGAGGUGGUUAAAGCGGGAUGAAGAAGGAAAGGCAAUGGUGUUUGACGCUUCUGCCGGCCCGAUGCAAUCUUUCGGUUUUGGGCCAAGGCAGUGUUUCGGCAAAAGGUUGGCGUACAUACAGCUAAAGGUGUUUCUUACUCUGCUCAUGUGGAACUUCAAACUCAAGGAGCUCCAGGGGAAAAUCGCUUCAGACGAUGCUCACGAGUCAACUACAUUGGCGCCUAAGUACUGCUUUGUAAAGUUGGAAGAAGCUUAA
Messenger RNA from Colletotrichum truncatum, 1719 nucleotides. RefSeq names its product cytochrome p450 monooxygenase. The record is from RefSeq and is a predicted model, not a curated record. NCBI's taxonomy places the organism in Eukaryota, Fungi, Ascomycota, Sordariomycetes, Glomerellales, Glomerellaceae. Gene Ontology annotation, molecular function: oxidoreductase activity, acting on paired donors, with incorporation or reduction of molecular oxygen; monooxygenase activity; iron ion binding.